CAUGAGUGUGCAUGUGUAUGCGUGCCUGUGUGUGAUGUUCGCGCACAAGGGUGUGUGUCUAUUUUGUUGUGUAGAUAGAGUGGCUGGCAAACAAGUGGAAGUUAGUGCUUUCAAACGAUAUUGUUUAUCUGUAUCUACUACCAUAACAGCAGUUGCCAUUCUAGUUAACUAAAUACUUAAUUAAUGUUGUCGUUUAACUAGUUUUUUCUCAUAUCGUUGAAAAGAGCAAUGACCAACGUACCGCUGCUAUUUGCUGUGACAGUUUUCUUGUUUCAACUACAACUUUCUCAAGGAAAUGAAAUAUCUUUACUAUCAGCAACAGCCGAAUUGAGCCCCGAUACCUACACAUCUGCUACAAAUUCUUCUAGACAUUCUAGUGCAUCUGUGGCCAUUGAUGGAGACAACAGAAAAGGACGUGCCGGUGGAUCGGAAGAGGAAAUUCUGAAAUGUGCAUCUACGUCUUUGAAGCAAAAAUCACUAAGUAAUCCGGUGAAGCAUUUGUUAAUAAGAAUGGAAAGAGCAGAAUACAUCUCGUAUGUAAGACUACAUUUGAGAGAUGGAUUAAGGAGACAGCACUUGCAGAACGGUCUAACGGUUAGUGUGGGUAACAGCCCUGACAUCCAACAUGCCUCGUCGUGUGGUAACAAAGCGUACAACGCCGUGCGUCAUGGACAAUCGCCGUUCUUUAUUUGCAUGAAUUCUGCACAGUACAUUUGGAUCGUUUUACGAAAUAGUGGAUUGCCACUUCAAGUAUGCGAAGUACGCGCAUAUAGUGGUUACAUGAAUUUGACUGCUCCAGGUAUCGCAUCAUUGUCACACGGUCCAUUUCAACAAGUGUCCUUUGCUACUAAUGCUGUUGAUGGCAAUUCCGCUAUUGGAAAUUCAGCAGGUGACGGAUUUGGAAACUGUGCUGUCAAUGACAUUAGUGAAAGUGAAAAAGAUCAGCUUCAGUUUCUUCGUAUCUCUUUGGGUCACGAGCAAGCGGUUUUGUCCGUUCGACUGCAUUUGAGAGAUGGAAGUCGCCGAUACUCACACCAACAAGGCUUGCUUGUUGGGAUAAGUAGCUCACACCGUGUACAUGAUUCCCAAAAACAAUGUGGCUCAGCAUAUGAUAAAAGUCAAGGACAGUCACCAACUUUUAUCUGCAAAGCUACUGGAAGUUAUGUCUGGUUGACCUUGACGUCACCACAUUACCUGCAAGUCUGUGAAGUAGAAGUAUAUGCAGUCGUUCGCUGCGUUUCUCUCGGUCACCCUGCAAAUGGACAAUAUCGCAUAACAAGUGACUCCGUAGGUGGAGUUUUGUCGGUUAAUUGCAACCAAGGAUAUGCUCCGACGUCACCAAAAAAUGCUACAUGUCAAAGCAGUGGAAACUGGAGUCGACCAAUUCCGACUUGCGAAAUAGAGGUAAAUUGUGGACCUCCCCCCAAUAUAACAUUGGGACAAUAUUCUGGAAAUGUCUUCACGUACAAAGGAAAAGUGGAAUACAGCUGCAAUAACGGCUAUCACUUGGAAGGUCCCAACAUCGUCGUAUGUCAGCUGAAUGGAGCAUGGAACACAACGGACAAAUUGAAGUGUAAACCGCAUUGCCUUAAACCUGACAAUCCACAACACGGCAGAGUAAACAUUUUGACAAAAGUUGCAAAUGAAAGACAGCUGGAUGUUGGUACGAGCGUACAGUACGUCUGUUUUGAAAGCUACGUACGGGACGGAGACAACAGGAGAACAUGUAUCACAUCGCUCAUGUGGUCAGGAAGCGCUCCCACGUGCAGAAGUCAGAUUAAUAGGGAGACUGUGGAAAGAGUUUUAACACCCCCAACGGUAGAUGCACAUCGAGUGGCAGUUAUAUGA
This is a messenger RNA of Corticium candelabrum, 1848 nucleotides long. RefSeq lists its product as uncharacterized. The transcript has 7 exons. Bases 229 to 1848 code for a protein of 539 amino acids. NCBI's taxonomy places the organism in Eukaryota, Metazoa, Porifera, Homoscleromorpha, Homosclerophorida, Plakinidae. The record is from RefSeq and is a predicted model, not a curated record.